UCUAUUCGAUCAUCUCUUCACCAUCACAACCAACGAGAUGGCGUUGAAAUUACUAUCAGUCAUUCUUUUCGUCGCGGUGCUGAGCAUCGACUUCGAUGCCUGUGUUGGACAAAGCAACACCAACUUUUAUUUCACGUUCGAUGACGAUUUGCAAGGACUAACGGUGCACAGGGGCACCUGGAAAUGGUCUGACAUGGCAAGCAUGCAGUACAAAAUACCUCCUGGUAAAGAUGGCUUCGCAGUUUACGACACCCCUCGUGAAGGGGAUGAGCUAUACUCCGAGUAUAUUCCACUGGAUUACGGCUUGAAUUACACCAUCACUUUCUUCUUCAACUCGAAGUAUGAGCAGGGAACCACGUUUGCUCUACACAAACUCUCCCGUAAUGGCGAUUACCUUCAACUCAUUGCCGACUACACUUAUCUCUCCAGCCCCCUCAACAAGGACUGGAUUACCGUCUCUGGAUAUGUGCCACCAGAAUCUCACGCUUUGUUCGCGUUAUUCUGCCAGUCUGAAUAUUCUAACCCCAGCGGCAUCAAUGGUUACCUCUGGGGUUGUGCUGUGGACUCAAUGAACCUCAUCACAGGACCUGACCCAACCUCUACCGCACCCCCCACCACAACCACUACAACUCCCACUACAACCACUACGACUCCUACUACUACUACGACAACAACCACAACUACAACAACACCCACAACUACAACAACUCCAACUACGACAACAACUACAACAACCCCAACUACGACAACAACUACAACAACCCCAACUACGACAACAACUACAACAACCCCAACUACGACAACAACUACUCCAACCACAACUACCAAACCUCCACCUCCUGUGAUUGACUUCAACUUCACGUCGGGUACCCAAGGCUGGGUGCUGGGGAGCAGCAAUGGGGCAGCCUGGAGGCGGCAAAACACCAACGGGGAGUAUGCCAUUGAAGUUGUGGGGUCACCGGUUAUUUCAGGCGUGGUUUUGGCCACGAGUCCGCGCUUGGUCGUGUGGGAGGAAGGCGAAGUGACCGUGUCUGUGACGUUUAGCAUGGAAGGAUCUUAUGAGUAUCCUGCAUCCCUCAGAGUUCGACGCUCCUACUCCUACAAUAACUUCGACCCUAAUCCCGCAAUUUCGAUGGACGACUUCGGAACGAACGGUACCUCCGGUUACGUGACCUACACGGACACAUUCAGCAACCUGGUGCCCGGCGAAGAGUUCUUCAUUGUUUUGGAGGGGUCGCUGGGCAUUGACCAGAGCAACGUAAUCUCUGUUACGGCGCUGCAGCUCGUGGGCGCCUCGCCGUACCCCGUGCCUGAGCAGGACUUCUUCGACUUCCAUGGCGGCCUUGUGGGCUGGUCACAAGGCAACAUGGACGGUGGCAGGUGGCAGGUGGAAGACUACCGCAACAUAGGCGUGACCAUCCCCAAGCCCACUGGACUCAACGUUCUGUACGCCGACAGAUUCGACAUUUUCAGUGGCGUGAUGACCAUCGAGUCUCCUCCCCUCUCCACCAUCACCGGCUCCAACAAGACAAUCAGCGCCCGAGUCUCGGUUCGAGGCAGCGACGACAACCCAGUAUCUUUGAGGUGAUAGUAAUAGUCAUAGCGGUAUCA
Molecule: messenger RNA, 1611 nt
Organism: Hyalella azteca
Lineage: Eukaryota; Metazoa; Arthropoda; Malacostraca; Amphipoda; Hyalellidae
Product: flocculation protein FLO1
Exons: 8
Coding region: 38-1588 (516 amino acids)
Source: RefSeq, a predicted model, not a curated record